Macadamia integrifolia is the source of this 1504-nucleotide messenger RNA. RefSeq names its product short integuments 2, mitochondrial. NCBI's taxonomy places the organism in Eukaryota, Viridiplantae, Streptophyta, Magnoliopsida, Proteales, Proteaceae. The record is from RefSeq and is a predicted model, not a curated record. Gene Ontology annotation, molecular function: GTPase activity; GTP binding. Gene Ontology annotation, cellular component: mitochondrion.
CAAGCUGGACAUACCUUCUUUUUCAUCUACCCUAUUAUAAUUAGAAAUACCCUGCUGAUCUAAGAAAACCUUACUUCUGUUUUUUCGGUAAAGGAAACCCUACUUCACGUUCAAGGAACAAACCACCGCAACAGACUCGGUUCAGCCCUGGCCCUGCCCUGUUGUGAUAUGUUGUUGACCGGAUGCAAGGAUAUGAAACAAACGGGGUUGGUAUUUUGGAAGAGUUCAAAAACUAGUUUAGUUUACAGAGUGGAAACUCAUGAACAACGGCCACCAUUAACAGAUUAGCUUUUCCUUCCACCUGCUCUGUAGCUACAGUCUCAGGCACACGUCCGCUGCUCUGUUGUUAGAGAGAGAGAGAGAGAGAGAGAGAGAGAGAGAUGAGUGGAGGAUUGGGGAAGUUAGUGAAGAAGGGUUUGGGGGAGAUGGGAUUCAACAAAGGUGGUGGUGCCAUCAACUGGUUCCCUGGUCACAUGGCUGCCGCCACUCGCGCCAUUCGCGACCGUCUCAAGUUCGCGGACUUCGUCAUCGAAGUCAGAGACUCCCGUAUUCCAUUGUCUUCUUCUAAUGAGGACCUGCACUUCUUGACCUUGUGGAGCUGAAGUUGAAGGAAUUGAUUUCAAGGGAGCCUACUCUUCUUGUUAUGGUCGUUGGUGUGCCUAAUGUUGGCAAGUCAUCUCUUAUUAAUUCCAUCCAUCAAAUUGCAUCUACUCGCUUUCCUGUGCAGGAAAAGAUGAAGCGUGCCACAGUUGGACCUUUGCCAGGUGUAACUCAAGAUAUAGCAGGAUUUAAGAUUGCACAUAAACCUAGCAUAUAUGUUCUGGACACACCGGGUAUCUUAGUUCCAAGCAUCCCAGACAUAGAGACUGGGCUAAAGCUAGCAGUAACAGGGUCAGUGAAAGAUUCAGUUGUAGGUGAGGAACGUCUCGCCCAGUACUUACUGGCUGUUUUAAAUACUCGGAGUACUCCCUUUCAUUGGAAGAACUUGAACAACAGAAUUUUGGAACGACUCAAACAUGGAUCUGAGGACAAAAAUGACGAUAAGCUUAAAGCCCUUUUGCCAAAAAGGAAGAGACAGCUUGAUGAUUCUAAUGUGUGGUAUAUUGAGGAUUUAGUUACACAAGUCCAGCAUGCACUCUAUCUCACAUUCUCAGAAUUUGAUGGCAAUAUGGAAGACGAGAAUGAUUUGGAGAGUCUCAUAGAAGAGCAGUUCAUGGCAUUACAGAAAGCAAUGAAGGUACCCCCUCAUAAGCCAUCUGAUGAGGCUCGCACCAUUGUAUCUAAGAAGUUCCUUACUCUGUUUAGGAUGGGCAAACUUGGUCCUUUCACUCUAGAUGAUGUUCCAGAAACCUCAGAUUCCAGAAGUUGAUACUCCUACACUGAUUUUUAUUUAUUGAACUUAUAUGUAGAACAUUUCUUAUGGUGCACAAGAGAAUCACUUCUAAUCUUUUGUGUAGAUCAAUGUUAUGACUUAAUAGAACUAAUAUUUAUUUUUCUUUCUCAA